This is a messenger RNA of Cyclocybe aegerita, 585 nucleotides long. The record is from the annotation of a GenBank genome assembly. Lineage: Eukaryota; Fungi; Basidiomycota; Agaricomycetes; Agaricales; Hemipholiotaceae.
AUGUCCAAGUCUGCAAGCCCCCAGCCAGGACUUUUGGUGUCUCCUAAUACUGCAACAUUCAUAUAUUCCCUCUCGCCGACCUCGAGCUCAUUGUCACUAGGGCAAGUUUUACCAAUACCUGCAAAGCCAAAGGCGCCAUCUGUGAAACCGCAGAAUGUUUUCUCCAACGACGGCUCGUUUCUCGACCGGAUUCGGCGUUCAAAGAAGGUCGGAGUACUCACAUUAUCCUUGCCUUACGCCGAAGAAGAGGACAAACGCAAGGAGAAAGAGGCCCUCGAAAGGAAGAAGAACUUUGCAGAUCGCUUUAAAAAUCGAGGAAAGCGCCCCGCCCCUUCAUCUGACCCUGCCUCGGAUAUCACCGCACCAGAAGAUGAACAAUCUCCUCAGAAGAAACCUAGGAUAUCUGUGGACACCCAGGAACUUGAGGAGGGUCGGAGUGCGCAAGGUACAUGGCACGACUCGGAUCUCUCCAAGAAACCUCACUCAACACACUUGGUGCUGCCAGCGGAGUACCAGAGAGCCGUUGGCUCGUACACGCCCAGCCUCAAGGACUCGGGUACCGGUGUAAGACCUCUUGUUAAAUAA